UCGUUUGUGAUGCCUGUAGAAGAUCAGAUCCUUUUAACGUUAAUGCGUCUUCGUAUGGGACUGCUUCUCAUAGACCUAGCGUUUCGUUUUCAGGUGUCCACUGCGCUCGUGAGCCAAAUAUUUUCAUUCUGGGUCUCCCAUCUGGCACAGGUUUCGAAAAAGUAUCUCAUGUUUUGGUUGCCAACUGAAACGAUUCGGCUGUCAUUGCCUGAUGUUUUCAAAGACAUGCCUCGGACUACAUGUAUAGUCGACUGCUUCGAGAUCUUUUCUGAUAGGCCGCAAAACCUAUUGAGAAGGGGGAAAAUGUUCAGUUACUACAAGAGCCACAAUACCGUCAAGGUGCUUCAUGCAGUGGCACCUAACGGCUUCAUCAUGUUCAUUUCCAAAGCCUACGGCGGGCGUGCAAGUGAUAGGUACAUUACGGUGAAUUCUGGAUUCCUCGAUCACCUCGAGUACGGAGAUGAAGUGCUCGCCGACAGGGGCUUCACCAUUGCUGAUGUUUUGCCAGUUGGAGUGGAACUCGCGCUACCUUCCUUCACAAAGGGAAAGCAGCUAGCAGCGCGCGAUGUUGUGGUGUCGCGCAGACUUGCCAAACUGCGGAUUCAUGUCGAGCGGUCGAUCCGUCGUAUGAAGUGUUUUCGUAUACUGAAGCAUGUACCCUCGUCGUACUUAGCAAAAAAGAACAAAAUUGACGACAUUUUGGCUGCUGUUGCUGGGCUCUGCAACCUCCAGCCUGCUCUCAUCAAAGGGCCACAGCACGAAGAAAGUGAAGUUUAA
This is a messenger RNA of Ixodes scapularis (black-legged tick), 777 nucleotides long. RefSeq lists its product as uncharacterized. The coding region runs from base 10 to 777 and encodes 255 amino acids. The record is from RefSeq and is a predicted model, not a curated record. Lineage: Eukaryota; Metazoa; Arthropoda; Arachnida; Ixodida; Ixodidae. The transcript has a single exon.